CCUACUCCGCCAGCCGCGCCUCCGCAGCUACAGCUGAUGAUGGCCAAUGCUACGGAACUUAGCAAACAGCUAGCGGUGUAGCGACGUUAACAUGUGUACGACGUGUUACCUGGUCGUCCAAUGAGUGUGAUAUAUUAGAGUUCAGUAAAGGAGUGUUAAGGAUCAUAGACGGGUCAUGUUAGGGUUCCCCUGGACUCCACCGGGGUUUGAGUAUCGCGUGUAGCUCAAUGCUAACCAGGUUAGCUUGCUUAUGUAGUUUGACAGUAGGAUCAGAGGAGUGUCCAACUAACCGGGCUAACAGCUAGCUGCUUAGCUACAACACAACGUAGCUACUAGUUAGCUGUCUGUUUUGUAAACUAUCUGGCCUUGCUCGACUGUGUGUAUAUGCUGCUGUUUUUCAACAACUCAUAACCCAUUCCAGCCCUGGAUCAGAACUGGACCUGAGCCUUGGCUGUAUAUGAUGUUCAGAACUUUUUUUUUGUUGCAUCACCUGUACCUUACUGCUCCAUUUACCUGGCAUUAUAAUCACAAACCAAUCACACAUCUCUGCUUGGCAACAGUAUGAUUGCUCAUGCUGACCCCACCCAGCCUUCUGGGACAAGAAUAUCCCAAAAUCAAGCUCUCCAAAUGAUAUGAUAGUAGCCACCUGGAUCACUUUUUAUGCUUGCAGGAGCCUCGCACAGGUUCUGCUCUUCCUUUCCUCCUCCAACUGCCUUUGUCCAUUCAGGGAGACCCUUGCGAGUGUGGUCUCCGGCACUGGAACCAUGGGUAACAGCUGUGUGUGCCGGGAGGAUAGUGACCUGGAAGAUCAUCACCAUGGCUCGUCAAGGGCAACCCGAGGACAGGCUAGGCGGGUGGACCACGGUACCGGCGGGGGUGUUGAUGCCGGAGAAGUGAGGAGCAGCAGACCCAGGGACCCCGUCAGGCCUCCACGCAGAGGGCGAGGGCCCCAUGAACCAAGACGGAAGAAGCAGAAUGUGGAUGGUCUGGUGCUGGACACACUGGCUGUCAUCAGGACACUGGUAGACAAUGACCAAGAGCCCCCUUACUCCAUGAUCACUUUGCACGAGAUGGCAGAGACGGAUGAUGGUUGGCUGGAAGUUGUCCAGUCUCUGAUUCGAGUGAUCCCAUUGGACGACCCGCUUGGCCCUGCAGUGAUAACCCUUCUGUUGGAUGAAUGCCCCCUGCCCACCAAGAGCUCCGAGGCCCACCCGACGGUCAUGCUGUUUGCUCUCAUCGCUCUGGAGAAGUUCUCCCAGACCAGUGAGAACAAACUGACAGUGUCUGAGUCGUGUAUCAGCAAUCGACUCGCUGUCCUGGAGUCGUGGGCUGAGCAUUCCGACUACCUGAAGAGGCAGGUCGGGUUCUGCUCACAGUGGAGCCUCGACAACCUGUUCCUUAAAGAUGGUCGUCAGUUCACAUACGAGAAGGUCAACCUCACUAUUAUCAACGCCAUGCUCAACAGCAAUGAUGUGAGCGAGUACCUCAAGAUCUGCCCGACUGGACUAGAGGCACGAUGUGACGCCUCGUCCUUUGAGAGCGUGCGUUGCACAUUCUGCGUGGAUUCAGGCAUUUGGUACUACGAGGUGACGGUCAUCACGUCGGGUGUGAUGCAAAUCGGAUGGGCCACCAAGGACAGCAAGUUCCUCAACCAUGAGGGCUACGGGAUAGGAGACGAUGAAUACUCAUGUGCGUACGAUGGCUGCAGGCAGCUCAUCUGGUACAACGCUCGCAGUAAACCUCACUCUCACCCCUGCUGGAAGGAAGGAGAUGCUAUCGGCUUCCUGUUGGACCUCAGCAAGAAGCAGAUGAUUUUCUAUCUGAACGGACAUCAGCUGCCACCAGAGAAACAGGUCUUCUCCUCCGCCACGUCCGGUUUCUUUGCGGCAGCCAGCUUUAUGUCGUACCAGCAGUGCGAGUUUAACUUUGGGGCCAAGCCUUUCCGUCACCCACCUUCGGUCAAGUUCAGCACCUUCAAUGACUUUGCUUCUCUGCUGCCCAGUGAAAAGAUCAUCCUGCCCAGACACCGGCGUCUAGCCUUACUAAAGCAGGUUAGCAUCCGAGACAACUGCUGUACGCUGUGCUGCGACGUCAUGGCCGACACGGAGCUGCGGCCCUGUGGACAUGGUGGUAUGUGUAUGGAGUGUGCCUUACAGUUAGAGACGUGCCCCCUGUGCCGCCAGGACAUCCAGACCCGCGUCAGACUCAUUGCACAUGUCUCCUGACAAACCUCCUGCCCCUUCUCCUACAUGGAGAGACACACAAACCCUACAGCCUCCUCCUUUAAUCCCCUCUCACCCAGCAGGGCUGGAAGGAUGGCGCCACCAUGUUGUCAUGAUGCCACAACUGUGUCUUCUGGUCAGAGGAGGCGACGAUGGAGGGGAGGAGAGAAGGAAAAAAGGAGAUAAGAGGAGGGGGAAUUAAACCAGCUGGAUUCCUCCCAUUUACCUACUUCACCUCUUUUGUAUAACUCACUGCAGAAGCUGGGGAAGGAAGCAUCAACUUUCUGCCAACAGUCAGACAAAGAGAGCAAGAGUCACAAGCAGAAAUAAUUUAACGAGAAUACAGACAGAACCAAGCUCUGGUCUGCAAACCCCUGCGUAGAGUUGUUAAACGUUGAUUCUAUGAUAUGAGGAUCUCACUGCGCUUUCAGCUCAGAGGCUACUACUAUUUAAUCCCAUUGCCGUCAUGCACACAUCUGCAGAUCUGAAAGGGCCGGUUGCAGAGGAACACAGCCUUUAGUACACUAUUAAACCCAAGGUACAGAUGCAUUUGAGAUAGUCCCAUCUAUAUGUUUUUGGGUAUAGAUAUACGAAUUCUGGUGUUCUCUACGUAGCAUUUCCAUUGUCUUUUCUCGAGGUUAUACCAACUCCUAUCCUUUGGUCAGCUUCACUGUCUGUACUAAUUGAUCGCCCACUGGUAGAGUUUGAAAAAAGACAUUAUCGGGUAAAAUAUCAGAUUUUUAUCUUGUUUUCAUAAAGCUUUAAAGUUCCACAAAGAGUUUUCUGGUUUGGUUUACAAUGUAAAAUUAAAUCAGCUGUCAAGCAACCGAAAGCAUUUUUGACAAAAUGUAUGUUUUACAGCCAGUUCAAAACUUGAAUCUGUAUGGGAAGUAAUUGUCAAGCACGACUGACCCUGCUGCUUUUUGUGCUUUAUUGUCUUUGCUCAGAUGUUGAUAUUUCCUCUGUCUCUGUCCUCUCUGUAACAACCACAACAAAGGAAUACAAAAGAUUUGACAGAAAAUGUAUCCACAAGUUGUAUCCCCCACUUAAAAGUCUUUAUGUUUUAAGAGCCAGUAAGGGGGAAGUAUACAAAUUGACACCGACAACUUCUGAAUUUAUCUUGGAUUGCUUCAUUGGUGCUAACAAUUUGGCAACAAUUCGUAAUUUAGCUUCACCAUGAGUCAGGCUCAGUUGAGGGGCAUCAUAAGUAAAUAUGUCUUAAUUUUUGUUUGUCAUAACAAACACGUGCGUCUGUAUUAAGAUGACUUUUUUUCAACCUUCAAGAUGUGAUUUAAUUUUGUAUUAUAUUGAUGGUGAACGCUGAUAUAGAGACUUGACAGUGUUGUGUUAGCCGAUCAGUAAAUUGUUUAAAACAAAUGUGAAAUGUUGAAGUGAAUCGUUUUUCAUCAAUAUCAGUUUACUAAAUAUCCCAGCGCCAUCUUAAAAUGCAGUGAAAUACCCACUACACAGUUAAAUGACCUAAAGAGUGAGGGCUUCAGUACAGAAUUUCUAUUUAUUUUUGUCUGGUUGGCAGUGUGUUGUCCAAUAUAUCUUUAAGACUGAAUAAAAUGUUGUUGUCCUCUUUGUGCUUUAUAUAACUUAUAAGCUUAUUAUAUAAGCACGUUUAGCCAUUUCUCCAUCUUCCUCCCAGUCUUCAUAAACCUCAUGUUUUCUGUCGUUUCUCUGUCCAUCGCUUACUUGAAGCAUCUCUGGGUUGACAAUGACAUUUUGGAAACGGGUGAUGAAAUAGGAGAGGUAGUUAUUCAAGAAAAACUAUGUACAAUUACAAAAAUCAAUGUUACCAAAUUACCACCAUGAAUAAUUUCGAAUUUAUGUUGGACAAACUGUUGUUGACAGACUUACUACUCCACCAAAUAGCAUGACAAGGAUCUUUGAAAUCAUUCAGACUAUACUGUAAGGAUUUCUGAAGGGUAACAUGCACCUCUCAGUAGGAGAAAGACUGGUUUGCUAUCUUGUAUUUCCUGGAGCACCUUAUACUGUACAUGCAGGUGAGAGAAAUUAUAUGUUGGUCUCUAUGGUUGGAGAUGAAGUUCAGGAUUGUAUAGAAUAAGUUGUGGGUUGUAUUUAAAACAUCGAUAAAGGAAUUUUGCUCAAGAGUUCCCUAAGAUGUGACUGACGAAUUGUUGUUUCCUGGAUUGUGAUAUUUGUAAAAAAUAAAUGUUUGUUCAUCUGA
Molecule: messenger RNA, 4416 nt
Organism: Notothenia coriiceps (black rockcod)
Lineage: Eukaryota; Metazoa; Chordata; Actinopteri; Perciformes; Nototheniidae
Gene: rspry1
Product: ring finger and SPRY domain containing 1
Exons: 13
Coding region: 633-2225 (530 amino acids)
Cellular component (GO): cytoplasm
Molecular function (GO): ubiquitin-protein transferase activity; protein binding
Source: RefSeq, a predicted model, not a curated record